This is a messenger RNA of Cajanus cajan (pigeon pea), 1744 nucleotides long. Its product is annotated as Peroxidase superfamily protein. Lineage: Eukaryota; Viridiplantae; Streptophyta; Magnoliopsida; Fabales; Fabaceae. Gene Ontology annotation, biological process: response to oxidative stress; hydrogen peroxide catabolic process. The record is from RefSeq and is a predicted model, not a curated record. Gene Ontology annotation, molecular function: peroxidase activity; heme binding.
AAGUAAUUAAGGGUUAUGUGCCAUUAAAUUUGGUUAUUUGGAUGAGAUCGAUCAAUAUCAUCCAGCAUAUCAUUUGGUCAUUUUUAUCAUUGUUAUCUGAAAACAAGAUUGAAUUAGAGAAAUGAUAAUUCUACAACUAAGAGGAAGAAAGAGAUAGAAACUCAAAAUGUUAUAAAUGACAUGAUAAACUCAAAAUGUAAUUAAAAUGUAACAUCAAUAUUGUAAACAUACCAACUUAGAAUUUUGAUGUAAGUCUAACUUAAUCUUAAAAAUUAGCUAAGGUUGUUCUCCACUUGCAUAAUAUUUACUGUCUAUAUCACUAGUCUAUUCAUUGCAGAACCGAUCUGUCAAAUAACAGCUUACGGGAUUUCCCUUUUCAUUCUUUUUUUUUGAUUUUUUUUUCACUAAAGCCUGUACCAAAAGAAAGAAAUUAUCUCCAAACAGAAUUUAAAAAACAACAAGUCAAGUUGGUUGUAUCAACUCUUGGUGAAACCGAAAGCACCUGGUAAAAUUCUCCAACCUAAAGUUGGUUUGAAAAUUUAGAAAAACACUAACGAACGGAACAUGGAAACAUCUACAUCAAACUUUUUAGUCUACACACAUAGAGAUAGAGCAUAAGAUAAGACUGCUGCAGCAUUCCCUCUCCCUCUCCCUUUUUCAUCAUUUCCUUCGAUGGAGCGUACGAGACUCUCGCUCAUCUUGAUUUCUGUAUUGUUCAAUGGCAUAACUCUAAGUGGUGCUGAACUUCUUGUUCAUGACUACUACAAGGAGAAGUGUCCCUUAGCUGAAGACAUCGUGAGACACAACGUUGAGGUGGCAGUCUUAAAAGAUCCUCGGUUGGCAGCCUCGCUACUUCGCUUGCACUUCCACGAUUGUUUUGUCAUGGGGUGCGAUGCAUCGGUGCUUUUGGAUAAUAUUGAGGGCAUGACAAGUGAAAAGCUGGCUGGACCAAAUCUGAACUCUCUACGUGGAUUUGAGCUCAUAGACAAGAUUAAGUAUUUGCUAGAAGAGGAAUGUCCCAUUACUGUUUCAUGUGCUGACAUCCUUGCCAUGGCUGCACGUGACGCGGUUGAAUUGAGAGGAGGACCAAGAUGGGAGGUAUUGCUAGGGAGGAAGGAUUCUCUAGAGUCAAGUUUUAGUGGGGCUAACUUAUUCAUCCCUGCACCAAAUUCCUCUUUAGAGAUUCUCAUAAAUAAUUUUAAGCAACAAGGCCUUGACAUAGAAGACUUGGUAGUUCUAUCAGGUAGCCAUACUAUAGGAAGAGCAAGAUGUCUAAGCUUCAGGCAGAGGAUAUAUGAAGCCAAAGAGGAAUAUCACUGUGGCUAUGAUCGUUAUAAGCGAUACACAAACUUCAGGAGAAUCCUGAAGUCUAUAUGCCCUGUUGAAGGAAGGGACAGCAAAUUUGCACCCCUGGAUUUUCAAACUCCUAAGAGGUUUGAUAACCACUACUUCAUAAACAUUCUUGAAGGGAAGGGCUUGUUGGGUUCUGAUAAUGUUCUGAUCAGCCAGGACUUGGAUGGAAAAAUUACAGAGCAGGUGUGGGCUUAUGCCUCCAAUGAAAAACUUUUCUUUGCUUCAUUUGCUAAAUCUAUGAUUAAGAUGGGAAACAUCAAUGUUCUUACAGGAAAUGAAGGAGAAAUUAGGAGGCAUUGUAGGUUUGUCAAUGCUUAGUUGUUAUGUAUCGCAUAUGGCUUGUAAUAGACUUAUUGAGACGUAAUCUUAUUACUUUGCACCUUUUCAUCAA